This is a messenger RNA of Populus euphratica (Euphrates poplar), 1159 nucleotides long. Its product is annotated as Pollen Ole e 1 allergen and extensin family protein. The transcript is spliced from 3 exons. Bases 109 to 1065 code for a protein of 318 amino acids. Lineage: Eukaryota; Viridiplantae; Streptophyta; Magnoliopsida; Malpighiales; Salicaceae. The record is from RefSeq and is a predicted model, not a curated record.
CUACUCAUUUACUUCUUUUUCUUGACAAUUGCUGCGGUGUUCAUAACAUCAAGCCUUUAUAUUCUUCUCUUUAAAUCUUGGUUGUGUCUCCUGAAUCUAUCAAGAAACAUGGAUUGGACACACAAACUUCUUUUCUGUGUUUUUCUUAUUUUUGUUGCAGCCAUUGGUGGAACUCAAGCAGAUGCCACAGUCACCGGCACUGUCUUUUGUGACCAAUGCAAGGAUGGCCAAGUAUCCCUUUUUGACUAUCCCAUUUAUGGAAUUAAAGUUACAAUGACCUGUGCUGAUGCUAGUGGUCAAAUCACAAUGUCGAGGGAAGAGACCACAAAUUGGUUUGGAAACUAUGUAAUGAAGUUUGAUGGCAGCCCAGAUUUGAGCAAUUGUUAUGCUCAGGUUUCAAGCAGUGGUCAGGGUUCAAAUGUCUGUGGUGCAGCAGCUGGUCCUUCCCAAAAGCUUAGACUAACGUUCAGGAUGUUUGAUAUGGAGUUUUACACGGUGGAUUCUUUGCUAACUGAGCCCUCAGCUUCCAUGUCUUUUUGUCCAAGGUCUGUGAACCCAGUGCCUGCACCUGUAACACCUGUAAGACCUCCAGUAACUCCUACAACACCUCCCCCUGCUUUCAGGCUUCCUCGAAUGCCUCCACUGCCUCCACUGCCUCCUCUGCCUCCUAUGUCACCAUUUCCCAUCCUAGAAGCAUCAGCAUGUCCACACCAGAGCUGGACUAUGCCAGAGUACAAAUGCUACUGGAGGGCAGUGAAUCCUGACAUGAAGGUAGCUGUUGUCUUCGGGUUGCUCGCGGCUAGAAGAUACGGAACAGAUAUGACAUUAUGGCAAGGCUUGCAAGGGAGAGGUGACCCGUAUAGGACUCUCCUGAGAGAAGGAACAACUGCUCUCCUCAAUUCCUAUAACAGCAUUGAGUUCCCUUACAAUGCAAUCAGUGUGGUCACACACAUGAACUGGGCCUUGAUGGGUUCCCAAAGGAGUGUCCUCCUGACAGCUUUGAGAUUCACGAGGGCAAAUUCUGGUUAUGGCAGAGUCACCUGCAAAUUCAACACUUGCAAAUGAUGUACACUAUUCAUUGGCUUUUGUUUGUCCAUUGGAUAUACUUUAUUCCUUCUAUAAUUAUAGAUUAUAAUGCACUAUAUUCCUAUUACUGUCU